Messenger RNA from Cydia splendana, 5496 nucleotides. RefSeq names its product probable aminopeptidase NPEPL1 (gene grsm). Gene Ontology annotation, biological process: proteolysis. The transcript has 11 exons. Gene Ontology annotation, molecular function: manganese ion binding; metalloaminopeptidase activity. Lineage: Eukaryota; Metazoa; Arthropoda; Insecta; Lepidoptera; Tortricidae. Bases 6 to 1613 code for a protein of 535 amino acids. Gene Ontology annotation, cellular component: cytoplasm. The record is from RefSeq and is a predicted model, not a curated record.
UUCGCAUGAUGUCGAACUCGGCGGUUAGCGUCAAGUUCCGAUGGGGUCUCUCAGCCUCGGACCCUGAGGAACAACCCGCCCUUAUAGUGGGUCAGGUGGUCCACCUCAACGCUCUGACAUGGCAUGAUGUGCGGUGCAAGCUUGAACCAAGAGUUACUGAAGAGGCAUGGAAGCGCGGUCUUACCUGCGUGUCCACGUCCCCCGGCGAGUGUGUGGAGCUAUGGCCCCGCGGCGCCAGUCUCGCGUCGUUGCCAGCUCGCCGCUCGCGGCACGCCGCGCCGUCUCGCUCGCACGCGCUCGCUAAACUAGUGCGCUCGUGGAAUAGGACGCAGAGAGAGCAUGAAUACGUCGUGCUGAUCUGCCGCAAACGCGACGUGUACGCGAGCGCCAUGGCGAUCGCUCGCUGCUACCCGCAGUACAACGCGCGCUCCGGCCCCGCGCUGCUGGGCGCGGCCGCCGACACGCCGCAAGCCAGGACCGUCUAUGUGGAGAUACAGCUCGCCAGUGACGACCAGAGAGAAGGCGAACUCGAAGACGAAGGCGUAGGGCCGCUAGAUCCCUCCCUGCUAGACAACACAUUGUCCACCGAAGAGCUGGCUGCCAUCCAGGCGGCUGCGGACUCUACCCGCCUCGCUGCCAAGAUCGCUGACACACCUUGUAAUAUUAUGAACGUGGAUAAAUUCAUAGAGGAGGCCUGCCGCGUGGCCAAAGAGCUGGACCUCCCUGAGCCCACCAUCAUCCGUGGCGAGGAGCUGAAGGCGCGCGGCAUGGGCGGGAUCUACGGCGUCGGCCGCGCCGCUAACUGCCCGCCAGCACUAGUAUCCCUGUCAUACAAUGUGCCCGGGGUUGAGAAAAGUGUGGCCUGGGUGGGCAAAGGCAUCGUUUAUGAUACUGGUGGCCUGAGCAUCAAGGCUAGGACCUCCAUGGUUGGCAUGAAGGGCGACUGCGCGGGCGCUGCGGCAGUAUUAGGAGCCUUCGCCGCGGCCGUGCAAGCCAAGCCGACUGUCAACCUGCACGCGGUACUGUGCCUGGCUGAGAAUGCCGUCGGUCCUGACGCUACUAGGCCUGACGAUAUCCACCAGCUGUAUUCCGGCCGCACUGUGGAAAUUAACAAUACUGACGCUGAAGGUCGUCUGGUGCUGAGUGAUGGGGUGGUGUACGCCCACCGGGACUUGAAGGCCGACACCAUAGUGGACGUGGCCACGCUCACCGGCGCACAGGGCACAGCGACGGGCAAGUACCACGCCGCGGUCGUGUCCAACAACUCCAGCAUGGAGCGGCGCUGCGUGGCGGCCGGCUUGCGCGCCGGCGACCUGGCGCACGCGCUGCCCUUCGCACCCGAGCUGCACUUCACCGAGUUCAGCUCCUGCGUGGCCGACAUGAAGAACAGCGUCGCGGAUCGCAGCAACGCGCAGCCAUCUUGCGCGGGAUUAUUCAUCCUGGCGCACCUCGGGUUCGACUUCCCCGGCACGUGGCUGCACGUCGACAUGGCCGCGCCCGCACACUCCGGCGAGCGUGCGACCGGGUACGGCGUGGCGCUGCUCACCGUGCUGUUCGGGUCGCACACUCAGAACAAGCUGCUCAAGGCGCUCAGCCCUCCCGACGCCUGCUAACACACCUCACACUCACACUCUAACACACCUCACACUCACACUCUAACACACCUCACACUCACACCUACUACAGGGGCCCGUUGUCGAACGGUAUUAGACUAAUGAUUAUAUUUGUAGGGCGAGCGUGCGACCGGGUACGGCGUGGCGCUGCUCACCGCGCUGUUCGGGUCGCACACUCAGAACAAGCUGCUCAAGGCGCUCAGCCCUCCCGACGCCUGCUAACACACCUCACACACACUCUAACACACCUCACACUCACACUCUAACACACCUCACACUCACACUCUAACACACCUCACACUCACACUCUAACACACCUCACACUCAUACUUAGCGCCACUUGCACCAUCCCACUAACCCAGGGUUAACCGGUUAAAGGCCUGAGUGUGCGUGACGUACGCGUGCGACGUUGUAGUAUACAGAUCCUUAUGAGAGACGGCCCACCGCUUGCGUGACGUGUGCGUGUGCGGCUCCAACAUUUUAAGAUUGUACUGGUAACCAUGGUAACUCCAAGUCAGUGGAGAGACACUCCUGACUUCGGGUAAACUCGGCUCCGUUCGGCUCAGCAUUGCUCCGAGCUAUUCUAUUCUAUUCUAUUCAAUUAUUAGGGUUGGCACCACUUGACUACCCUUUGCGUGCACGACCACAGAUAAGAUAACCACUUGAAUUUUGACAACCCUAAAUAGCCGAAAGGGAUAGUGCCAUACAUUAGAAAGGGAUAGCAUGAUUCGCCCUUGAAUCGCUGUCAAACUAAGGCUUUGUAGGAAGUGUCCUUUCUGUAUGGUAGUACUAUUAUGUAUUCUGUGUCCAAGUUUAACCGGUUAACCCCGAGUUAGUGGGAUGGUACAAGUGGCCCUUAUCGUCGCCAUUAGAUAUAUCCGAGACAAGGCGCUCACAAAUAUCUGAACACGCCUCUAUUGUCAACGCGUCAGAGUGCGUGUGUAGAUAAUUUUGAGCACCUCGGCCACUCCGAUAUAUCUGAUGGCGGCUGUACAACAGAUCGACAAUAACAGAAGAGUUGACUCUUCUUCAGGUCUCACCUAUUAUUAACUUAGAAACUAAUUAGAAGUAGAAGAAUUCCGUGUGUAGGGUGGGACUUGAACCCACGACCACCGGAUCGCUAGCCCAGUGCCCUUCCAUCUGAGCUACCAAGACCUUACUCAAUACAGCGAAUAUCUAAAUUUGUUUCUAAGCUUAAUAGCAUAGUUCGUACGUUUCUGCUUGAUACAAUAUUAACUCGCCUAUGGUUUUCAUGUAAAUGAAAAUGUACACAUACAUGACUUCACAUAACAGCCGGCCCUGCUAAGUAAAAUAAUAGACAGUAAUAUUUUCAGCCGAAAUAGCCUCACAUUUUAGUAUUAAAUAUGUAUUUCUCUUUAAAAAUACAUAUUUCGGUCGAGUCAUAUUAAACCCCUUUUUAUUCGAAUUUAGUGGUAAACUUCUUAACUUAACAGACCUCAAUACAUUAUGUUAUAAUUUACAUAAUAAAUUCAUUUUAUUUUCUAUUUAGAAGACAUAUUGUUUAGCUUGUAAUGAUUUGUACAAUUAUGUUAGAACCAUAUAAUUCAAUUAUUCAUUAUACUACACUAGCGACCCGCCCCGGCUUUGCACGGGUAGUUCAACUUAUUAACACAAAACCUUAAGAAAUUAUACACCUUCUUCUUCCUCGUUCCCUCAAUGCUGAGGAUCGCGACCACAUGCAACAUGUCCCCACUGAUUGCGGUCAUAAGCCAAGUGAACUGCACGGUGCAGGCUGCCGCCACUCGCCUUCUUCAUGGCGUCAGACCAUCUCUUACGAGCCCCACCCCGAGCGCGUUUACAUUCAUUCGCCCCAAGAUGAUACACUUCUCCAUAUCAUGCAUUGAUGAUCUCAUAAUGUGUCCGAAAAAUCUAAGGGUUCGUUCAUGGCAUGCUUCGGAGAGCCGUGUGGUAAUACUGAGUUCUUCCAAAAUAGAGAUGUUAGUUCUUAUUAUACACCUAAACCUUCCUCAAGAAUCACUCUAUUGAUAGGUGAAAACCUUUUAGUAGUUUUUGAGUUUAUCGCGAACAUACAUACACACAAACAGACAGACGCGGCGGGGGACUUUGUUGUAUAAUUGUAUUGAUUCCGUGACAAAUAUAAGGUAAACUGCCGAUGUAUUUGGCCCUGCUAGUUAUAAUUUUAACAAUUUGAAUAUUUGUAAGCGCUAACUUGCAUUUCAAUGGCAUUUUCACUCUUUUAACAUGUUUAUUAUUUCACGACUUGUAUAACUAUUAAUCAAAAAAUAAGUACUAUUCACUCCUAGCAACUACAUGGACAAAAGGCUCAAAAAUAACUACUCAACUGGCCAAGGGGUGGGGGAGGGUCGUACAUUUAGUUAAGGUUCCGUCACGCAGGCGCGUUUACCGGGCGGGGCGUUUUAUAUGUAAAAGCGGCGCCCGCAAAACGCGCCUGUGUGAUGGAGCCUUUAGAAAUUUUGUUCUCUAGGGGGGGGGCAAACCAAGCCCUUGCUAGCCCCCCUUUUGCCGCCCCUUGGCGACGCCCAUGCAUACGCUUCUCUUGCGCCCUUAUGUGUUAAGGUCUAUUUUUUGACAAUAUAACUAGAGACGUUUAAAAAGUAAAGACUUGUAUUCUCCAUACAUUAUCUUGCCUUCAAAAUACAAUAAACAUUAAUGUAAUAAACAUGAUGCAAUAAAUAAUAAGCAAUAAUUGUUGUAAAUACAUUAUAAAUAAAAUAUAAACAUAACAUAAUAAAAUAACUGUUGCCAUUAGUAUGAUAGUUGUAUAAUUAAAUAACCAAUUGUAAGUGAUUUCCUUAGGUAUAAUAGUAUGAGAAAAUAUCGUGUAUGUACGUACAAAAAAUUAUGUUUUUUGAUAUAUUUAAUAACUACUUCACACCCAUAUAUUACAAUAAAGUUGUAAUAGAAAGCAAUCUAAUAAUUAUUGUUGAUUUUCAGGGUUCCGUACCCAAAGGGUAAAAACAGGACUCUAUUACUAAGACUCCACUGACCGUCUGUCUGUCUGUCACCAGGCUGUAACUCAUGAACCGUGAUAGCUAUACAGUUGAAAUUUUCACAGAUGAUGUAUUUCUGCUGCCGCUAUAACAACAAAUACUAAAAACAAUACACUCCUUUUUCGGCAGUCGUAUAAAAGUACGGAACCCUCGGCGGGCGAGUCCGACUCGCACUUGUUUCUUUUAAUAUGACAAUACAAUAAUAUAAUUAAUUACCUUUAACAAUCAAAUAUACUUAAGGAAGUCACGACUGACCCCCUUCUUCAUAAACGCACUACAAACCUCAGUUAGUUAAUAAUCUGUCAUUUUGACUUAUGUAUUUGUAAGAAAGGGACAAAACAUAAUUUAACUAAAUCAGGCCCGUAAAGUUUUAUGAAUAAGGGCUCAUUUAGACGAUGCGAGAACUCGCAUGCGAGUUUCAUUACAUUGCGGUUUUUGAUCGGUCAGUUAAAUUGGACGUAACCAACAGUUCGCAAUGUAACUAAAAUCGCAUGGCUCAUUUAGACGAUGCGAGUUUCAUUACAUUGCGGGUUUUGAUACCCCUAAGGCCGUAAAAUAAUAUAAUAACAGCCCUUAGACGGCGCGCGAACUCGCAUGCUAUUUUAGUUACAUUGCGGACUGUUGGUUACGUCCAAUUCAACCGACCGAUCAAAACCCGCAAUGUAAUGAAACUCGCAUGCGAGUUCUCGCACCGUUUAAAUGAGCCCUAAAUCAGCCCUAAGCGGGUAAGUCAGCACAAUAAUACCAAGCAAUAAUUUAGAGGUAAGCGCUAAAUGUGUUCUAAAGAGCCAAAUAAAUCACUAAGCCAAUCAAGUUGAGGGUAGUUUCAUAUUUUAUUAUAAGUUCAGCAUUUGUGUAAGGUUUUUGCUAAAUAAAUAUUUGAAAACGUA